This is a messenger RNA of Cuculus canorus (common cuckoo), 1672 nucleotides long. RefSeq names its product claw keratin-like. The record is from RefSeq and is a predicted model, not a curated record. Bases 16 to 399 code for a protein of 127 amino acids. Lineage: Eukaryota; Metazoa; Chordata; Aves; Cuculiformes; Cuculidae. The transcript has 2 exons. Gene Ontology annotation, molecular function: structural constituent of cytoskeleton. Gene Ontology annotation, cellular component: intermediate filament.
UAGUAAUUGAUUAGAAUGGUAGGCACUCAGGUGAUUCAUGCUUUGGGAGGUCUAAGGAUUAACCAUCCCUGGAAAAUGGUGCACACUCUAAACCCAUGCACUGAUGGCAGCGCCGCCUCGUGUGGGGUCGCUGUGCCACAGCCCAUUGCUGACAGCUGCAACGAGCCCUGUGUUCGGCAGUGUCCUGACUCCAAGGUGGUGAUCUACCCUCCGCCGGUGGUUGUGACCUUCCCAGGACCAAUCCUCAGCACCUUCCCACAGCAGAGUGUUGUGGGAUCUGCAGGUGCCCCUGAAGUUGGAACUGGUUUUAGCGGUGCCCGUGCUCCUGGGGCCUCCCAUGUUUAUGGUGGUGCCAGAUGGGGAUUUGGAUACCCAACUGGAAGCUGUAGACCAUGCUAAACCUCCUGAGAGUUCCUGCUUGAAAGAACAAUAUCCACUUUCAUGGUAUGACAAGCAGGAUGUAGAUAUGUGGCUGAGCUCUUAGGGCUGCCAUUAAAUGUACGUGUAGAUGCUCAAAUCAUCUGAAAGAUCCGUUUCUAACCCUUCCCCCAUUACCCUUCCUGAUUUUCUCUUUCUAGUGCCUUCCUAUCUUUCCAAGUGCUCUGUUCUCAAUGCUAUGGACUGUAUCCCUGACGGCUUGUAGGUGUCAUUGUGGCAAUGUAAUUCUAUGAAAUCUAUUUUAGGUGUCUCUGAAGGCUCUUUCUGUGGCUAGUGAUGUGUAAAAAGCGUCAUGGAGCCAACCAGUCUCUGCUCUGCUGCUGUUCACUCUGUGCCUUGCUCUGAUCUGGGCUGGGUAUCAACACUGAGCUGCAACAGGGAAGUAACAUCAGUUAUUACAUGAAUCAUCUUGCAUCAAAUCACAGGCUGAGGGCACUUUGUAAUCUGUACUAUGUAAUUCUGCCUCUAUGAACUGCAUAUUUCUUAUUAAACAUGACCUUACAAUGUGUUGUUGGCCUCUAUGCGUGUGUUCCCGUCUGUGUGAGUUCCCUUCUGCGUGUGUUCCUUUCUGCUGCUCCUAAUCCACAUGCCUUUGCCCUGCUGUACCGAGCUGAUCCCAUCACUCUGCUUCAGGAUGAUGAUAUUCUUGAGAGAUUUGGCAGUGGUUUGUGUGUUCACCUCCUUUCCACAGCAAACUCUUUGCUGUAGCUACCUAUAAUGAAACAGCCGCCCCAUCCCUGGAGGUGUUCAAGAGGUUGGAUGAGGCUUUGAGCACACUGAUCCAGUGGGAGAUGUCCCUGUCCAUGGCAGGAGGACUGGAACUGGAUGGACUUUGAGGUCCUUUCCAAUCAAAACUGUUCAAUGAUUCUAUGAUCUUAGCUUAUGUCGUUCCUGGUCUUGCUUAGCUUUGAGGAGCUCUCUCCUUACUAUUGGCUCUUCCAGCACUGUGUGUGUUACCUGGUGUCUUCAGCUUCUGCACCUUGGCACUGGUAAAGUGGAUCACAGCAGAGGUGCAUGAACAACCUGUGUUACUGAGAAGAAUAUGAACCCAAGUGUUGUGCAACAGCAGCUAGUUUUGAGUGUAAAAUUUAUGUCUCUGGCUAUACUGCUCUGUUGAGUGUUUGCAACAUGAAAAUGGAUGGUGACGAAGUUCAUGGCAUUUUGAAUUUCUUCAGGAAUGUAUAGGUGGUAAACACUGCACAAACUUCCCCUACAGCUGUGUGUUUAGAAUGUG